AUGGCAGACUCUGACGGUGAAUAUGUCGAGGAUCUCUCAGAUGAUGAUAUUGGAGCACCCGCCAAUGUAAAUGCUGGGCAUGGCACUCGAUCUACUGGAGCUGCCACAGGCGCUGGAGGGUCAACUGCCAAAGAAAAAGCCGCAAAUGGCGGUGGUAAUAGGCGGAAAGCUGCAUGGGAAGAUAUUCAAAGAAGUUGGGAUACUGUAGUCGAAGGAGCAGAUGGUAGUAUCAAUUCUACUGUUGAGGGGUUGAGGGAAGCUAACAAAAGGAAGAGAUUAUUGAGAGAUACGACGCCCUUACAGAGAGGUAUUAUUCGCCACUUCAUUCUCAUCCUUGACCUCUCCUUUGCCAUGACAGAGAAAGACAUGCGCCCCACGCGUUAUCUUCUCACCAUCCGUUACGCAAGUGAAUUCGUUACCGAAUACUUCGAACAGAACCCCAUCUCACAACUUGGGAUUAUUGGCAUGCGCGAUGGCAUUGCAGUGCGGAUUUCAGAUAUGAGUGGAAAUCCCACCGAACAUAUCGAACGAUUGAAAGCUCUCCGCGUAGACCAAGGUCAAGGAAAUCCCAGUUUACAAAAUGCCUUAGAGAUGAGUAGAGCUGCACUAUUUCACGCUCCAAGUCAUGGUACAAGGGAGAUACUUAUUAUAUACGGUGCGCUACUUUCAAGUGAUCCAGGCGAUAUCCAUGAAACGAUUUCGUCGCUCAUAACGGAUCGCAUACGAGUUAGUAUUGUAGGACUUGCAGCCCAAGUUGCCAUUUGCGCCGAAAUAUGCUCGCGCACUAAUGCUGGGGAUGAUGCAGCAUAUUCUGUUGCACUGAAUGAAGAACACUUCAGACAAUUAAUGAUGGCAACUACAACGCCCCCAGUCACGCGUACAAAAAAACAGUCACAGAGUAGUUUACUCAUGAUGGGUUUCCCAUCUCGAACACUCGACCCAGGAAAAAGCAUGAGCUUUUGCGCAUGUCAUGGGAAGUUAAGUAGAGGAGGUUAUCUAUGCUCUCGUUGUGAAAGUAAAGUGUGCUCACUGCCAGCGGAAUGCCCAGCGUGCGGCCUUACGCUUAUUCUCUCCACCCAUUUGGCCCGCUCAUAUCAUCAUUUAUUCCCCUUGCGCAACUGGGUUGAAGUUCUUUGGAAAGACGCCGGAAAAUCUAAAGGGUGUUAUGGGUGCCAAGCAGCUUUUCCCCAAAGGGACGCACAUGAGAAAGGUGCUUCCGAGCAAGCAAUGAAGGGCAUGAGUGAGAGUGGGAGGUAUGCGUGUGAGGUUUGUGGUAAUCACUUUUGUAUCGACUGUGAUGUCUUUGCACAUGAGGUAGUGCAUAAUUGCCCAGGCUGUCAGAGUGACACAAGGGGCUUGAUUAACGGCGGGGGAGCUCCAGCGAGGAGUGUGGAGAAGGAUGUAGAUGCUAUGGUUGAAUGA
Messenger RNA from Botrytis deweyae, 1422 nucleotides. RefSeq lists its product as uncharacterized. Lineage: Eukaryota; Fungi; Ascomycota; Leotiomycetes; Helotiales; Sclerotiniaceae. Gene Ontology annotation, molecular function: zinc ion binding. The record is from RefSeq and is a predicted model, not a curated record. Gene Ontology annotation, biological process: regulation of transcription by RNA polymerase II; DNA-templated transcription; nucleotide-excision repair. Gene Ontology annotation, cellular component: transcription factor TFIIH core complex; transcription factor TFIIH holo complex. The transcript is spliced from 2 exons. The coding region runs from base 1 to 1422 and encodes 473 amino acids.